Messenger RNA from Haliotis rufescens (red abalone), 16063 nucleotides. RefSeq names its product protein eyes shut homolog. Gene Ontology annotation, cellular component: protein-containing complex; plasma membrane. The record is from RefSeq and is a predicted model, not a curated record. Gene Ontology annotation, biological process: establishment or maintenance of epithelial cell apical/basal polarity; heterophilic cell-cell adhesion. Bases 251 to 9814 code for a protein of 3187 amino acids. Lineage: Eukaryota; Metazoa; Mollusca; Gastropoda; Lepetellida; Haliotidae. The transcript is spliced from 38 exons. Gene Ontology annotation, molecular function: calcium ion binding.
UGAUAUUGUCUGGAAGUCCAGUCAGUGAUGUUUAAUCGAUUAACAGAUAUGACAAUUCCUACACACAACAUACCACGGAAUAGAUCUGACUGUGUGUUCACUAAUAUUCCUGUGGCCAGAUUGGAGUUUUGCAGGAGAAAUCUGAAAAGGACACUUAAUAUCAGCUGAUGAUGGAAAGAAUUAAAUAUGUUCUGGUGGGAUUGCUGAAAAGUGUGGGGGAGAUGUUCGACAUCCAGGACGCCUCAUUGUGAUGAUGUGCAAGUUCCUGCUGAUCUGGAUAGGGGCCCUCUUUCUUUUGCUACUCCUCCCAGUGACGGCAGCCAACUACUUCAUCGACGUUGAUAGCUACAUCAAGUUCAACGCCAGUCGCUUCCAACUCUUGGGUGCCGAGGAUCGUCUGACCUUCAACUUCACUUUCUGCAACAGCCGUGGCCUUCUCCUCUACCAAGCAGGGGCAGAUAACUUCUUCUCUCUCGGUGUAUAUAGUGGCAAUAUCUACCUUGAGUGGAAGACCCUCAACAGAGUUAUAGAGCUGACAAUCGGUGAUGGCAGCCUGAUGCCCAACACAAGCUACACUGUUGACAUCACAGGACUUCGUAGUCGCAGCUUCACCCGAGCUACUGUAAACGGCCGUGUGAUGCUGGUCACGUACCUGGUGGAGCUGGACCAACAGCUGGAUCUCUCUUCCUUGGCUGGAGAGCUCUACAUAGGGGGAUAUAAAUCUCUCAAUGACCUCAAGCUGGACACCUCUCGUUUGUCGGCAUACCUGGUCACGUGUCUGGAGUAUGUGGAAACUGCAACACGCAGACUCAAUCUGACUGGGGACUACAUGCAACAUGUGCAGACCAGCUGUCCAUCUGACCUGUGCUCCAAGUCCCCAAUCAUCACCAUGACAACCAGCCAGGCCUACGCCCUCAUGGACGUCCAGUUGACGCCACGCACAAACACAAUGAUUCUAGUCAAGUUUCGCACCAAGGCAUCACAAGGCCUCAUCUUCUACCUGGGUGGUCCAGCCUAUCUCGUGCUGUACUUGGAACUGAGUGGUCGGCUCACACUCGGACUUAAUACUAAGGGUACUGGACCGGGAGUGUUUUCCACAACUACUGGGACUGUGUUGUACAAUACAGGGGAGUGGAUGUCGGUGCAGGUGCGUCGUCAAGGCAACACCGCAGUCCUGCUGGACGGAGCAGGGAUACAGCUGGCUGAAGCUCAGUAUGCUUCUAGUGGAACUGGUGUGGCCCAAACUCUCAAUGCAGCAGAAUUGUUUAUUGGUGGAGUUGUCUCCCCCUCGCUGAUAUCGUCACUACCGCAGUCAGCCCAGGUGUCUCUACGAGGAUGUUUUGAUGAGCUUCGGUUCGCUGUCUACAGUAUAGCAUCAGAACCUGCCAAGCUCAUCAACUUUGAACAUUUUAAAUCUGAGAGGGGUGUAAAACAUGGAGGCUGCUUCUCAUCAGAUGUCUGUCAGCCAUCGUGUCCAAGUCCCUCCAAGCAAUGUAACAUGUCGUGUGAGUGUUCACCAGGGUUUACCACAGCUUCAGCAUCACCACUGCAGUGCAGCAACAUUGACGACUGUGUCCCAUCACCUUGUCUACACGGUGCCACCUGUUUGGACAAGAUCCUGGACUAUGAGUGCAUCUGCACCCAGGCAUACAACAAGGGCAAGAACUGUUCUGUCCGGAACUACUGUCUGCCCAGCCCCUGUGUCAACCAGGCAACAUGCUCCGACUCCAUGGCAGGGUACAACUGCACUUGUCCUCCGGGAUACACCGGGAACACAUGCAACCAGGAUAUCGAUGAGUGUCUGGCGUUUCCGUGUCAACACUCCUCCACCUGCAUCAACAACAUCGCCAACUACACCUGCCUCUGUGCAGCAGGGUACACCGGGAGAGACUGUCAAACUGACAUUGACGACUGCGUGACGACUCCUUGUGAAAACAAUGCUACCUGUGCUGACCUCGUUAACAACUACACAUGUACCUGCACUCCAGGCUGGACAGGGUCGAAUUGCCAGAGCAACAUAGAUGACUGUAAGUCUGGCCCAUGUCAACAUGGUGGCACGUGCAUGGACGAAGUCAACGCCUUCCGCUGCCAAUGUCCGAGCGGGUACACUGGAUCUAUGUGUGAGAGCGAGGUUGAUGAAUGUGGGUAUGGGCUCUGCCAAAAUGGAGCUACCUGCACGGAUGCUUUCAACGAUUACAGCUGCACAUGCUUGGGAGGAUGGACAGGGAAGAACUGCAGUGCGGACAUCGACGAAUGUGCAACAGCACCGUGUGCUAAUGGUGCAACUUGCAUCAACCUCGUCAAUCAGUAUCGGUGUGCGUGCACUCCCGGGUACACAGGGCUGAGGUGCGUUGAGGAUAUUGACGAGUGUGAAGGCACACCGUGUGUGAACGGAGGUACCUGUGUAGAUGCAGUCAAUGACUAUACCUGUGCGUGCCCCCCUGCCUGGACAGGUAAAAGGUGUGAUGUGGAGGUUAACGAGUGUGAUUCCUCACCUUGUCGGAACAAUGCCUCAUGUGUGGAUCAGAUUGGAUUUUACCGAUGUACCUGUGUGGCUGGAUAUACAGGAUCUGACUGUGCGACAGACAUAGAUGACUGUCAGGUGGCGCCAUGUAAAAAUGGUGGCACUUGUCAAGAUGGCAUCAACAGCUUCACUUGUGUCUGCGCUAGCGGUUUUACGGGUGCAACAUGUUCCGUGGACAUCGACGACUGUGUGUCAGGCCUGUGUUUAUUUGGCUCUACGUGUGUGGACCUGGUCAAUAGCUACACCUGUUUGUGUGCGGCCGGAUACACGGGAAGGUCAUGUGACCACGAUAUAGACGAAUGUGCAUCUGGACCCUGCUACAAUGGUGGCACGUGUGCAGAUGGACGAGCUUCGUACUCCUGUCAGUGUCCUUUGGGAUUCACAGGGCGCCGGUGUGAGGUGGACAUUGAUGACUGUCGUGGGCCGGUGCGGCAUCUGUGUGUGAAUGGUGCCACUUGUGAUGACCGUGUCAACAACUACACCUGCAUCUGUGGCCCUGGCUGGGAGGGCCGCUACUGUCAACAGGAGACUGAUGAGUGCAAACCACGACCAUGUGCUAAUGGUGGUUUGUGUAUCGACGGCUUCAACAACUUUACCUGUAAAUGCCCCAACAACUUCAAGGGAAUCACGUGCAGCGACGAUGUUGAUGAGUGCAAGGGAGACAACUCACCAUGCCUGAACAUGGGCAGAUGUAACAACACGUUUGGUUCUUACACCUGCGACUGUGGGGAAGGGUACUCUGGAAGCCAUUGUGAGUCCGAUAUCAACGAAUGUCAAGGUCUUCCAUGUCACUUCAAUGGGACGUGUGUGAACCUGAUUGGUGGAUAUCGAUGUGACUGUGUGGAGGGCUUCAUGGGAAAGAACUGUGAGGCAGUCAUACGACAGUGUCAGUUCGUCAACCCGUGUGGGGACAAUGCUGUAUGUGUGGAGAAGCCUUCUGGCGGAUACACAUGUUUUUGUAAACCUGGUUACCAUGGCAACAGAUGCGAAACUGAGAUCAACGAGUGUUCCUCGACUCCUUGUCGUAAUGGUGGCACUUGCCGUGACAGCAUCAACUUCUAUAAUUGUUCCUGUGUGGAAGGUUACGGAGGGAAGAACUGUGAGGUGGACAUCAAUGAAUGUGCAAGUCAGCCAUGUUUGAAUAAGGGCGUGUGUUAUGAACCUGCCCUCAACACCUUCGGCUGUAAGUGUCGGCCAGGCUUCACUGGCAUCAGUUGUGAUGUGAACGUAGAUGACUGCAUCUCCAACCCAUGCCAGCACUACCAGGUGUGUGUGGAUAGAGUCAACCACUACAGUUGCGAGUGCGCCCCAGGCAUGACAGGAGAUGUGUGUAACGUCCAUAUUGAUGAUUGCCAUAGCAACCCAUGUAACAACCACGGCACCUGCAUUGACGUCGGCAACAUGUACGUCUGUCAGUGUCCAUACCCAUACACAGGCAGGAACUGUGACACUGAUGUGGAUCCCUGCUUCCCUAACCCCUGUCUCCAUGGUGGCACCUGUUUCCUUGACAACAGCAUUGUCGAGGGCUACAGAUGUACCUGUACGGGUGGUUUCAUUGGCAAGCGUUGUCAAGGGGAUGUGUAUGACUGCCGGUCCAACCCCUGUCAGAACGGUGGUACAUGUGUCGAGAACACGGAUGGACAUGCAGGCUUCAAAUGUCGGUGUUCGAGAGAGUUUGCAGGGACGUACUGUGAACUUGAGUCCAACGACUGCAUGUCCACGCCAUGUCAGAACGGAGGAAGUUGCACACCAAACCAAAAUGGCUACACGUGUCAAUGCCCUUUAACAUACACGGGUCAGGACUGUCGCCAAGACGUCGACGAAUGUGACCAAUCAGCAACUCUGUGUCAGAAUGGUGGUCACUGCUUCAAUCUGAUUGGUGGAUAUAGUUGUGUGUGCAGCCCCUAUUGGACAGGCCCCAACUGCCAGGUGGACAUCAAGGAGUGUCAGCUGAGUCCCUGCCGGAACAAUGCAACCUGCAUGGAGGUGGUGGGUGGGAGCCCCCGGUGUGUCUGUCCUCCAGGUUUGACUGGUGCUACUUGUGAGUCAAGGGACUACGGGUGUGAGAUCUCACCGUGUCGGUCUGGGGGGACCUGUGUGCAGCAGGGGGAUGCCUACAUCUGUCGGUGUUACCCCGGAUACACAGGUGCAAACUGUCAGACCAACAUAGACGAGUGCAGUUAUUUCCCCUGCAAGAAUGGUGGCACAUGCACCGAUGCUAGCAAUGGCUUCCGCUGUCAGUGUGCUCCCAACUUCGCCGGGUUGACCUGUACGGAGCUGAUCAGCCCCUGUGACCCCAACCCCUGCCAGCAUGGGGGUACCUGUCAGGAGGCGGGGCAGGGAGUCUUCAAGUGCUCAUGUCCGCAGGGCUACACAGGCACUCAUUGCGAGACGGACAUUGAUGAGUGUGAGUUGGCCAGACCCUGCCAGAACAAUGCCACCUGUGUCAACCUUGUCAACAACUUCAGGUGUGAAUGUAUGCCAGGAUAUACAGGUAUAGCCUGUAGCGUGGACAUCGAUGAGUGUGCUGGUUCACCCUGUGGUAUGGGAAGCAGCUGUGUGGACCUCGUUAACAAAUACAGGUGUGACUGUCGCCCAGGUAUGACAGGUUUGAACUGUACAACAGACAUCAAGGAAUGUGAGUCCACACCUUGUCUUCAUGGCGGUCAGUGCUCGGAGCCACAGAUCGGCCAGUUCUCGUGUGUCUGUCCGAGUGGUGUGUCAGGGGCCACCUGUGAGAUGGUCAAUACGGCCAGCUUUGAUGGUUUGAGUUAUGUCCAACUGCAGCCUGACUUUUCGGUGACCGGGAGGCGUCGGCGCCGGAGGGAAGCGGUCAACGUGAUAGGGAUGAGGUUCACCUUUACGACAACUGUGCCCACUGGCCUCAUCAUGGUGGUGAUGGGGGCGGACCAAGAAGGUCGACCCCAACACUUCAGCCUGGAAUUGUACCAAACUGCAUUCUGGGUAACUGAGAAUCGUGGUCUGGAGACGUCACAGAAGAGCAUCCCGCUCGGCCAGGCCAUCAGCGGCAUCUACAGCCACACCGUGGACAUCAUCAUCAUGCCCAGCUUCACCAGCGUCACCCUGGACCCCAACAACUGCAACAACAUACCUUCCUGCUACGUGUCCUUCACCUACAACCAGAGCAUGGCCUUCACCUUUGAACGGCAGAUGUACCUCGGAGGGAUACCUAGCGUAACUCCAUACAUCCGCAGCAAACUCAAGACAGUUCAGGGAUUUGCUGGUUGUCUGGGGAACCUGAUGAUCAACAGCAAGACCAUGAGCCUGCUUCCCCCUGGGAACUCCUCCUCCUCCUCCUCCUCCCCCUCCCCUACCAUCUCCAGCCAGUUCAUGAAGCGCCCCACCCCGGGAUGUUCGGCCCACGAGCCAUGCAGCACCAACCUAUGUCGCAACGGUGGGACCUGUGUUGAUCUGUGGACCAGGAAGUACUGCCAGUGUCGGCCGGGAUUUGCCGGGGAGACGUGCGAGUUCCAGAACAUGGCGCACUUCUCUGCGGGCUCCAUGCUGCACUACAGUGGCCUGGUGGAGAUCAGGGAACUCUCCUUCUGGCUCAGCGCCACCAACUCUUCAGGGAUGCUGCUGUACACUGUGACUAAUGAUGCCCUGGCCAUGAUGAUUGACCGUGGGCAGAUCCGGCUGCACAUUGUGUCUGGGAACACAGACACUGUCAGCCGAGUGGGCCAGAAUGUGAACAAUGGAGACUGGUACAAGGUCAGCCUUGUCCUCACUGGUGGGAGAUACAGGAUCCAAGUGUCGACGCCAGACACAGGUGUGUUUGGGUCAGGUAGCGGCACGGUCAGCAGCUACAUCCUUGUCACCAUGCCGCUGUUCAUCGGGAAGCUGCAUGACCACCCCGCCAUCGACAAGUGGAGACUUAGACCCAGCAAACUACCCACCUUUGAGGGGUUUGAAGGAUGCCUGCGAGACCUGACAAUCAACUACAACCCUAUCGACCUCAAGUCCAAUGUUGCUUCCAUAUUUGGCAACGAUCCUCCUCCCCCCACCCCUGGAUGUAGGCGGGAGGAAACGUGUAGCCCCUCCCCCUGCCAGAAUGAGGGCAUGUGUGUUUCAGGGUGGGAGGGGCACACCUGUCAGUGUCCGGCCAACUACCAUGGACAGAAUUGUACAGAUGUAUCCUCGUCGACCUUCAAUGGUAACGCCAGCUACAUCCACGUCACCAUCAACAGAUCCAUGUUUCCAUUUGGAGAUACAGGCAGCUUCGAUUUCAAGACCAGACAGGCUACGGCCACGCUCGUCUACCAUGAGCUCUUCUACAGCAAUGGGCUGCUUAGCAACCUCAUAGAGUACCGCACUUACAAGGAGAAACUCCAGAUUAGUAUCACAGGAACAGGCAGAUUUUCAGAACCUGUGACGUUUUCCACUACUGUUGCUGAUGGCAGCUGGCACAGCGUGUAUUGGCGAAGACAAGACAACCAGCUGAGGAUUACUAUGGAUACGGAGACAAGGAUGAUACAGACCAACUUUAACCCGUACGACAACAGGCUUAACACCACUAUCAUGCUGUACCUGGGAGCCAAGCCGUUCAGACCAGGUGAUUCCAGUUAUCUGAUUGGCUACUUCAAGGGUUGUUUACGUAAUGUGACCUUCAACAACCAAUACCUGAACUACCUGCCAAGCCACGCCCCUCAGCCCGGAGUGGUGGCCAGGAACAACAGUGUACAAGUUGGUUGCCAUGGUGACGACGUCUGCCACAUCAGCCCCUGCUCUGCGAACUCCUACUGUAAAGAUAAAUGGAACGAUUACUCCUGCCUGUGCAUGGAAGGCUGGGAGGGAGAGAACUGUCUUCAGAGUUCGGAUGAUUGUCAAGGUCAGAUGUGUCAGAAUGGUGCCACAUGCAUCGAUGGUCACAAACAGUUCACAUGCGCAUGUCCGCCUGGGUUUACAGGGCAGUUGUGUGAAUCGAGUUACCACCCCUGUAACUCUAAUCCCUGCUCCCCAACCAACACAGAACAGUGCCUGUCUACCACGCUCAUCGACUACGAGUGCAAGUGUAAGUCGGGAUGGACAGGCAAGAAUUGUACCGAGAAUAUAGACGAGUGUCAAGGCAAUCCUUGUCAGAAUGAGGCUACAUGCCUGGAUCUUAUCAAUAGUUACAAAUGUGAAUGCCCCAAUGACUACUUUGGUGACAAUUGUGAGUACAAGUAUGUUUGCUCAUCCAAGCGGUGUUUCAAUGGAGGCCGAUGUGUUUCCAGCGAUGACAACACAAACUACACCUGCAUGUGUGACGAGAGAUACAUCGGCCGCAACUGUGAGACGUUCAACUACUGCUACAGCCACCAAUGUAGCCCCAACUCCACCUGCGUCCAGAGCAACACCGCUUAUGCCUGUAACUGUAGUUCAGGCUUCUAUGGUGCUUAUUGUCAGUUCCGUGAUUACUGUGAAAGCCAGCCGUGUGUGAAUGGUGGCGAAUGUCGUAACGACAAAGAUGGAUUCCGAUGCCAGUGUUCGUUUUUCUACACUGGAAACCAAUGUGAAACUGCUGUGAACCAGUGUAAGUUCAACCCGUGUUAUAAUGGUGCUACGUGUUUCUUCAACGAAAGUUCUCCCGAUCAGAAAUACACAUGCCUGUGUCACAAUGGCCAUACCGGACAGCAUUGUGAGACUGACAUCGAUGAAUGUGCGGACAACCCGUGUCAGAGCGGCGGAACAUGUCGACAGAGCUCGACUGACACUUCAGUGCCGUUUUACCCUGGGUUCAAGUGUGCUUGCAAAUCAGGGUUUAGUGGACUUCGAUGUGAAAAUGACACUAACGAGUGCGACAGCCAGCCGUGUAGACAUGGUGGAGUGUGUGAAGACUACAUCGACGGGUAUCGAUGUGUCUGCUCCAAGGGCUUCCUAGGUAUCAACUGUGAAUAUGACUAUCGAGGGUGCAGCUCGUCUCCGUGCCAAAACAAUGGCCGAUGUGCCGAAAAUGAGGACAAAUCGUAUAAAUGUGAAUGCCCAUCCGGCUUCAAUGGAACAUACUGUGAAAUAGAUAUAAAUGAGUGUGAGUCACACGUGUGUAAAAAUGGGGCGAGUUGUGUUGACCUUAUUACCCGAUAUGAAUGUCAGUGUCUUCCAGGGUAUACAGGGACAUUCUGUGACAAUAUUGCCGAUUCGUGCUUCAGUCAGCCCUGUUUUAACGCAGGGAGAUGCCGCUAUCAGGGUUUGUGUAGCUGCUCUGACGUCAUCAGCCACUGCGGCUGGCACAACGAAACAUGUCAGGCUCAGUCUUGUUUCAACAGACCAGGAUGUACAACACACUCUGUUUCGUAUCUCUGCGACUGUGAGGGGACCGGCUUCAAGGGGCCGCAGUGUACGGAGGAUGAGGAUGAGUGCGCUAUAGUGGGCAAGUGUCAACACGGUGGAGUGUGCGACAACACGGUUGGAGGCUUCACGUGUGACUGUGCAGGAAAGGGAUUCACUGGCGACAGGUGUCAGAUUGACAUCAAUGAAUGUAACGGAACCAACCCUUGCUAUAAUGGAGGGCUUUGUGUGAACUCUGUCGGAGCAUUCAGCUGUACCUGCCCUGCGGGAUGGACCGGGCCAACAUGUGGUCAAAACAUUGAUGACUGUGAAACCAAGCCGUGUCAGAACAGGGGGCAAUGCAUAGACCUCAUGAACAACUAUGUCUGCAUCUGCAGUGGCACAGGUUUCCAUGGUGACAGGUGCCAAAAUAACACCGACGACUGUGGCGGCCAUGUUUGUCAAAAUGGCGGCCGGUGCAUGGAUGGAGUGAAAACAUACACAUGCAACUGUACAGGAACUGGGUACACUGGCGCCCUCUGUCAGACCAAGGAGAAACCAUGCAAGAGUGGUCCAUGCAUGAAUAACGGAACGUGCAACGAUGUGGCGGAAACAUUCACAUGUGACUGUGCUGGCACUGGGUACAGCGGGACUAUUUGCCAGGUGGAUGUAGAUGAAUGUGUGAUGGGGUCACACAGUUGUAGUGAAGGGUCUAGCUGCCUCAAUGUCCGGGGGGACUACAACUGCAGCUGUGCAGCUGGGAAAGGUGGUCGUUUCUGUGAGGCAGCUGUAGCGCUUCCGGUGAGCGGUGAUGUUUCUGGUGGUAACGAGGGAGUUGUUGCAGCGUGCGUGGUGAUAUUGCUGUUAUUGGUGGCUGCAGCGUUGCUGUAUGCGGCAUGGUACACAAAACGCAGUCGCAAGAUACAGGGAAGGUACAAGCCAGCCAAGGUCGAACAGAGGUCAAGUGCAGAGAUUCCCAUGGAGAAAAUGAUUGACCCCACAAAUGGUGAGAGACUCAUAUGAUUAAAGAGAGGAGAGAGACACAUUUGAGGAAAAUGGGGAGACCAUAAUAAAAGACAUGAUGAGAGACUUGUAUGAGACAAAUCGAAAAGGGUCAGGACUUCAGUGAGACAUGGAGAAAGACUUGUAUGAGACAAAUGGAGAGAGAGUGAUAUGAGACACCAGAAACAAGACUUGAAUUUAGACAGAUAGAGAGAGAUCUUUAUGAGACAAAUGGAGAGAGAGAGUCAUAUAAGACUUGAAUUAGACAGACAGAGAGUGAUGUCUAUGAGACAUAGAUACUUGUAUGAUACAAAUGGAAAGGAAUCAUAUGAGACAACAGGAGAGAGACUUGAAUUCAGACAGACGGAGAGACUAUUAUCAAACAAUUGGAGAGAGUCAUAUGAGUCAGGUGAGAGAGACUUCUAUGAGACAACUGAGAUGGACCUCCAUGUCUGAGGAGUUCCAGCUGGAACUAGGACACUGCCAUGAUAGAAGUCGGACGUCCAGUUGGAUAGAUAACUUCUAGUUACCAUUGUGAGAAUGUGACAAGGAAGAAUAUUUAAGGCUCAUUCCUCCUUCUUGUUCCCUCCACAAUGUGAUUACAAUGACUUGUGAAUCUCACUGAAUUUUACUCACGACUGAUGAGUGAUGUAGUGACUAACAGAACCCUUGUUUAAUGUACCAAGGCCACAUGUCCUGCACAAGGAGUGACUCAUGAUCAGGGACCUGGCUUGCUGCCAGUGGCCUACAUAGUUCCACCACUGUCUUGAAUCUUCAAGCAUUGAACAUAUCAUUUGCACAUUUCAUUCAUACAAGUUUGACCUUGACCUAUACUUCACCUUGAAUGCUCUAGAGGUUGUGUGAUGACCUUGACCUUGAGUGUUCUGUAGAUCUUGUCCAAGUGGUUAUCAGGGCAUGCUUAGUGACCUUGACCUUAAGUGCUCUGCUGAUGUUAUGCAGGUGAUAUCUAAAUAUUUCUGGUUACCAGUUGCUGUCUCUUAUGGAAACCAGCUUAUUCCAUAGUCACCCUGGGAUAAAGACUAAUCAUAAUGAAAUAGGAGAUAGAGAUUAAUAGCAAUUAUCAAAAGUAGGGGCUUUGCUGUUGCUAGGCAGUGUGCUAAUUGCUAUUUGAAAGAAAAGCUUUGAAUAUAAUUUUAGGUUAUUAGCCAUUCAAGCAUUUUAAACUGGCUUUAUCUUUUCUGCCAAAUGCUAUGUUUCACCCCAAUGAUAAGAAAUGAAUUUACCAUAUUCAAUGCAUUAAGCGCCCUGCUCCAAUAAGCACAUGCAGGCCAACUGCUUGAUCAAUCAUUAAGUAAUCUGUAUAGGCGCUCUCGUAUAGGAUCAAACAAAUUGACAUGAUUUACAUAUUUUCUUGUGUAUAUUACACUUUUGUCACUGAAAACAGUGCAGGAGGGGAUAUAUAACUGCCAAGUGACAGUUAUCGAAAACGUUUUGGUUUAAUCGACGUUUGAACUUAGUUUGUUCUCUACUGCUUGAUCACUGAAAACACAUUUAACUCUUUGUGUAUGGUUUUAAUAAGUGCUUCCCUUUGCCCGGGGCACUUAUUACAGCGAAUAAGGUAUUUAAUAAUUGUGAAAUCUUGGUGAAAGUAGGCUCAUCGGCACAUGUGCAAUAUUGCAGUUAUCAGUUGCCGACUGUCUGCAACUUCCAACAUGUACCAGGUACUACAUUGUGAUAGAAUGCUAGAAACUAGUACUACAUGUAGAGGUAAAAUGUAUCUGAUCUGUAUAAAUUCUGUCAGUAUUACACAGACUUGGGGUGGGUGAUCCGGAGAUUUAUCACACGUUGUUUUAUUGCAUCAUAAGUAGUGCUCUACUAGUCAUACACUUAACAGUAUUUUCUAAACUGUUUUAUUGUAGAUAAUAUUAUAUACAUCGCAAGUCAUUAUUUUUGUGCCAAAUGUAAAAAUUUUCAUUAUCUAGAAUACCUAAAUCCUUUAUCAUAUAAACAAAAUACUCUUCUGCAUUGUCAGAAUAAUCUGUCUUCCGUCAUACAUUAAUUUAGUGUUCAAGACCUAAAGAUUUCUUUGUAUAUACCAUGGAUUAGUGGGUCUGAUUACCUUAAAUUGAAAAUAAAAUGGUUGAAAUUGAUUCAGAUUAUCAGAUUUAUUGGUUAUUAUUUAUUUUGAAAUGGAAACGUUAAUAAUUUUUCAUCCCCGAAAUGAAAUGUUUGAUACACAUUUUUCGAUGUAAAGAAGUUUUAUGUGAUCCACUGAAAAAAAGAAUCUGUAAUGAGAGAAAUUAACAGUCUCAUUAAAAUCAGAUCUUACUGCUCGCUCUGGCUACACACAGAUUUGUGGACAUGCCAUUAUAGGUCAUGUCAGAACGACCGUCUGACUGACCAAUCAGAGCAUCACUUACGAGAUCACGUAGUGAAAAUCUGAAUGUGAUUCCAUCAAAACCGUCUAUCUCUUGCUUCAAUCAGAUAAAUAUUUGAAACAGAGACAUUCAAUAGCCCAUACUGCCACACGAUCUCAGCCAUCUAUUACAUUCAAGAAAUUUCUCUUGUUCAGUUUUAAAUUUUUUAAUCAAGACCUUGUCAAAAUAUUUUUCAUGACAUUGUCUGGAAUGGAAGUUGCCAGUUUGAAACUAGUGUCAGAAAGCUCAAGAAAGCUGCUUUCUGAUUGGUUAAUGGCAAUUUCUUGUUCGUCAUUUCAUUGGUUGGUCAAAGUUUGCAAAAGGUGUUCUGAUGUGACCUGUAAUGGGAUGUGUAGCGGUAGCAAGCUGACGAUCUGUUUUUAAUGAGAUUGGAAAAUAAACAACCAGAAGAAAAUCAGACUCAAAUCAUCCAUAUGAUGUCUCAGUUGUUUAUUGUUCAUAUACAUCAGUAGAUGUUCAAUUGUCACGUAACCAUGGCAAUUACAUGUUUAUUACCCAUGGACAACCAGUUAUCAAUGGCAUAGUCGUUUGAUACGACUCAUAUCAUAACAUGUUGCCUUCCUAUUUUCCAUGGUGAAUUUAUCACUAAUUGGUCAAGUAUAUCACUGAUUGGUCAUGUAUAACUAUGAUUGGUCAAGUAUAUCAAUGAUUGGUCAAGUAUAUCACUGAUUGGUCUAAUAUAUGAAUGAUUGAUCAAGUAUAUCAAUGAUUGGUCAGCGUGCUGGGCAGACAAGAAUUUCAUUCCACUGAUCUCAGUUGAACCAGAAUAUUUAUUUUCUUGUUUUUUUAAUGAUUUUUUAUUUUAUUGAUCUUUAAUAGUCUGUGUUUGUUCCCAAACAGUUUAAUAGCUAUAUUUACAAAGUUAAUUGAUUGUGUACUCAAUAAUUCUCCAUGAAUUCAGCAAGUCUUGUGUUGAUUAAUAUUAGUUUUAGGGAUAAACCAGUUUUGGUGAAAUUACUUUAUAUUUUCCACAGUGAUAUGUUUUGAGGAGUCCCUGGUCAGGUGAUAGUUAUUACAGAAUUGAAGCAUAAAGCGAUACAUGGGUAGUCAUAUGAAUAUCAACAGGUGGAAAUGUGUGAUCCAUCAAUACACAAUGAACCUUGACAGCCCUUGACAUGGAGAGUAGGGAAUAUCUUUGCCCAGUAACUGUUCACAGGUAAUUCAGACAACAUUUUGAACAGAUCACAGGUAAUUUUUCCACCCAUUUCACAAUCACAGAUAAUUAUCAUGUAAAUUAGUUCAUAUCUUAUAGAGAUAAGGAAUAAUUCGUUUUUUCUUAUCAAUCUGAUCGGGACCCAAACCAUAACAUUAUUAAGUUUAUGUUUUUGCAUGUGUAAUCUUGAACUGCAUCUCAUACUGUCGUUAAAUAUAAACUUGGUGACAACUUGUCAGACAGACCCCAACUGUCCGCCAAAUUUACUGCAUGGUAUUUCUGGUUUCGACAUAAAAGAUGAUAAUAAAUAAUAUAAAUUCAAAAGAGAGAAAAACAUUAAAUAUCGAAUCAUGACAAAUAAAAGGAGCCAAUAACUUAUAUCAAAAUAAGUAUUCCCUACCCGCUAAUAUACGUGCAUACAAUAGGUUCAUACCAUAAGCAAACCUAUGAUUGUGGGUUCGAAUCCCGGUUCGCCGCGAUUAUGUUUCUAGGUUUGUCAGCAUCAUACCCGUGCUCGUGGGUUUCACCGAAGUGGUAAACGUCUGAGACAUGCAUCACUUCGAGCUUUCCUUCCACAUUUAGCUGACAUGCCGUGAUAUAACUGGAAUACUGUUAAAAGCGGUGUCAAACCAAACUCACUCACUCACUCAUACCAUAAGCCUCCCAUCAGAUAUUAAUAUUCUGCUAUGUUUCCUUCAUUACAAAACUGAUGUAAUAGCUCUUCUCUGAUAUUAUGAAAUACUCCUCCAAAGAAGUUAAAGAACAGACGCUUUUUUCCAUAUGACUAUAGUCAAUCUGUUAUGUCAUGACAUUGUCAUAUAAGAAAAUCAGUUGUUCUAACUUCUUUUUCAUAGUUGACAUAGAGAAUCACACCCAAGUGUUUUGUAUAUAAAAUAUAUCAACACGAGUCAAUAAAAUUUUGAAGCUUCAGGAAUCGCUGAGUAGUUUUUAACUUACAUCGAUGAGUGUUGAUAUAUUUGGUGUAAAAAGAAACGAGGGUGAGAUUCUAUUGAUCCUUCAACUGAAAUAACCAGUGUCUUGCAAUGAUAAGGUUCAGAAAACCUGGUUUAGUGCUGUCGUUUGAUUGGGACGUCAUGGUAACCGAUGACGUCACAAUGAUCUGCAAAGCAAUUUCACCCAAGCGAUAUCUCCUGUUUAUGUUCAUUUGGGCCAUCAACACAGUAAGUAUUCUGGUUCAACACUAUGCACCAUUGUCUGUUACUGGUUUUCUUUUGUAUGUAACCAUUUGUCAUAUCAUUAUGUCAUACCAUUAUGUCAUAUCAUUAUGUCAUAUCAUGAUAUCACCCUAGCCUAAACGUCCUGUAAUAAUUAAAUGAAACUGACAACCAUUAAUGACAAUUGGACAAUCAUUUACAAAAUAACAUAUAUUUUAUGAUGACAUUUUAAAUUAUCAAGAAUAAUAAUGAGGUAAAUUUCAUAUCAUGAACUGAAUAUUUCAUCAAGUAGAUUUUCACCAGUGUUAACUUAGCUCUACUUCUUUCAGUUUUCGUUGAUAAUUUUUUAGAUUUAAGAACUUCCAUAUAAACAGGUUACCUAGCAACCUUUAUUCCAAUAGCCAAAUAUCCCCUGAUGUUUUCAAGUGUGUUCAUUGUUAAGACUAUCUGCUCACAACUACUGUUAACAUACAAUGGUAUAUUUUUAUACAGUAAGUGUUUACAAUUUUCAAAUCUCUUCAGUGUUGUGUGUUGUCCAAAGUGUCAUUUUUUCAAGUGCAAUGGAAUUUUUUAUAGGUAGGUAUUAUGUACAAGUUGUGUGUACACAUGAUUUCUGCCUUUCUAAAAGGUUUGUUUUGAAGAUAACAUGAUUUGUUAUCAUUCCUUGUCAAUGAAAUUGAAGCAAAACAGUACGUUCUGUCUGUUGGCCUUGUUACCUUGUUUAUGAGCUCUAUGUAUAUGUAGAAGCUUUCUUGUAUAUGUCAAUCAGGUGAAGUCAGGGAGGUUGUCUAUAAAGUUGAAUUUCCUGUUUCCUGCUUACUAACCGUCAGUACUUCUGGGUUUGUAUUCAGUUCCACCAUCAUCCAGAACUGGGCCCCGUUCCACAAAGCGAUCUUAGUGCUACGUUGAUCAUAAGCCUAUGAUAAAGUAUGGGAGUUACGACCAACUUUAGCACUAAGAUCACUUUGUGGAACGAGUUCCAGGUCCCUUGGGACCUUUGAUGGUUGUAAAAGACGACCAAAUGGAUCGCGUGGUCGUCUCUCUGACUUGGUUCAUAGCGUGUCCUCGUACAUUGACAGCAUAGAUCAUUGCUAACAAUUAUUACUAGAUUGUCUGGGCUUAAUUAUCUACAGAUUGCAGCAAUAUAGCUGGAAUAUAGCUGAGUGUGGCGUUAAACUAUCAACUAACAAACAAACUAAGAAUACUAGUACAUAUAGCCACUAUUGCAGUCGCUAUUUUUAACAAACGAAUCAAGCGAGGGCCUGGUUCCAGUGAAAGGGAAACUAGCGAGUCCUGAUCAACAAGGACUGAGAUUGCAUUGGCAAUAUUUCUUGUGGCACAUGUGCCCUAGUCUUGCUGUCAUCUACUGUACGCAUUUGACUUUGUGAGUUGUACAUGGCCUCAUUUCAUUACCUGACCAUAAUACGUGUGUAGAUCUGGGUUAGAAUUGGUCUCAGCAUCCCAUGCUUGUCGCAAGAAGUGACCAAUGGGAUCAGGUGGUCAGGAUCGCUGACUUAGUUGAUGCAUUUCAUCGUAUCCGAAU